CCUAGGUACCCACCACUUAAGAGCCCUUCAUUUAAAAUGGGUCCUCCUCCGCCCCGCGAAACGCGCUUCGCAUUCAUCCAGGCGCGUCUUCGCAUCUGUCACUUAUUACACAGAGCGAUGUCAUGUAAUUCUCCGCCAAGAGCCAUACUUAUCGCACACUACACUCGAGAAAUCAAGUGUUCUCGCGUUUUAGAGUCCGUAUCCCCUUGAACACCACAAUUGGCGCUGCCACGAUGCUGUCCGCUUCGUCCCCUGUGCUCUACCCAGCCAGCUCCUCUCCCCCGCCGGGACCAGCAAAACGCGCAAAGCCACACGUCAAUCCGAAUCCCCGGCCUCGUACAAAAUCUGGCUUUCUUCUCGACGACGACUCUGAAGAUGAGGAGGUAGUAGAAGAGCCUGCGGCCAAGAGGCGAAUGCUCAGCACCCCCGAGGAACAUGCCGCCGUAGAACCUGCCCGACCGACAUCACCACAAAAGAUAAGCUCGAUCUUGCUUAACGAUGCCACCCGGAGUACGGGUGAAGGGAAUGAAACCCAGUCAUCUGCAUUGGAUUUUCUGUUUAGUUCCAGCAACGCGGCGUCAAUAUUCGACAAGCUGCCUUGUCGCCAUGGGCCAAACAACUUAAAGAUUACGACAUGUUCAGGCAAGACCAUUGACAUAAGACAACGGAAGGCGACCACCCAUGUCCCCUACGAGCAGAUGAUUGCGGCCAGGUCGAAGACGAAGGAAGGUCGGGCGAGGAAAAGCUACUACGGCAUCGACAUCCACCAACUAAUCCAGGGUGCUUCCAAGGAGCUCGCCAAUCCACCCCAAAAUCCCGACCCUGUGCCCGACGAGCCGAUGCCUUCCGUAGAAGUAGGGAAGAAGCCGAAGAAGACGCUCCUGUGGACCGAGAAGUACCGAGCCAAGAAUUUCGUCGACCUCGUCGGCGACGACCUCACAAAUCGCCAGGUGUUGCGGUGGCUGAAGAGAUGGGACCCGGUCGUCUUCCCAGGACAGGCGAAGUCCAGGUCAAUGGCAAGGCACACGGGCCCGAACGAAGAGGAGAAGCCGCACCGGAAGAUAUUAAUGCUCGCCGGCCCGCCUGGGUUGGGGAAGACCACGCUCGCGCACGUCUGCGCGAGGCAAGCCGGCUACGAGGUGAUGGAGAUCAACGCCAGCGACGACCGGGGCCGAGACGUCGUACACAACCGGAUCCGUACCAGCUUGGGCACGGAGAACGUCAAGACAGUGCAGCAGCACCAGAAGACCCAGGGAGAACAUCGGCAGAAAGUCGCACGCCCGGUGUGCGUGGUCGUAGAUGAGGUUGACGGCGUCGUGACCGGCUCUGGCGGAACCGGAGAGGGCGGCUUUAUCAAAGCGCUAGUAGACCUAAUUACGAUCGGAGAAAAGAACGCGUCAGGGCAAGAGGCAGCGGCUCAAAGCGCCGGGCGGCGUAAGCGGAAGUCUGACGACUUCCGCCAGAUGCGGCCGCUCAUCUUAAUCUGCAACGACCUUUACCACCCGUCGCUGCGACCACUCCGCCAGUCGAACCUGGCCGAGAUCAUCCACGUCGGUAAGCCCACCAUCGACGCGGUCGUGACCCGCCUCAAGACCGUUUUCGAGAAGGAAGGGAUUCCCUGCGAAAUGGACGCGGCCCGGAAGCUGUGUGAAGCGGCGUGGGGUAUGAGCAGCGGGAUCGACGCGAAGAAGGGCGCCGAGAGCACGGCGGAGGGAGACUUGCGAGGCGUCAUGGUCGUCGGCGAAUGGGUCGCCGGCCGCAUCCGAUCCGCAACCCCUCGAGGCACGCCCUGUCUAACCCGGCAAUGGGUUGAAAAGAACGUCGUCCGUGAUCUGUCGCACGGCGGCGGUGGCGCCAGGGGCGUGGGACGGGGCAACGUCAAGGACAUCGUCACGCGGGUCUUCCAGGACGGCGCCGGAUUUCCGAAGGAUAACCUGCACAUCGCGGCGCCGUCGACUACGAUUUUCCGGAACGAGCAGCCGCAGGCGCAACUAGGGUUCUCGGAGCAGCAGAAGAAAUACGGCACGGAGCGGCUGCGGGAGAUGAUCGAGACCAGCGGCGACGCGGACCGGGUGCUGACCGAGGUCUUCCUCCAGUACCCGAAUCACGAGUUCAACGACGACUCCUUCCUCACCAAGCCCGACAGCGCGUACGAGUGGAUGCACUUCCACGACGCGUGCUCGGCGCGGCUGUUCGGCAGCCAGGCGUGGGAGCUGGCGCCCUAUCUCUGCCUGCCCGUGCUCGCCUGCCACCACCUGUUCGCGUCGCCCGUCCGGCGCGCCAACGCGGGCUACGACAGGAGAUGGGGCGGCGGUGACGCCGAGGACGCCGCGCCGCCUUUACCCUUCUCGGGACCGCGGGCGGACUUCCUGGCGCGCGAGACCGAGAAAGAGAACCGAGCAGUGCUGCAGGCGAUGCAGGCGCAGCUGCCACCGACGCUGAUGCGGUCCCUGCGCAGCCCCGAGGACAUCUCGGCCGAGUUCCUACCAUUCCUCGUGCGCCUCGUGUCGCCGGACGUGAAGCCGGUCGUCGUCGGAGGCAGUGGGGACCAGUGGGGAACAGCGAGCGUUCGUCGCGACACCGAGAAGGCUAUGGUGCGCCGCGCCGCCGACAUCCUCGCCGAGGUCGGCAUCGAGCUCCAGCGCGGCAAGAUCGAGAGCGAGUCCCCGUUCAGCAGGGGGUCGCAGUGGGUGUACCGCAUGGAACCCGACCUCGACAUCCUCGCCACGUUCGACACCCUGGCGGCCGUCGCCCACGGGACGCUGGCGCCGACGCGGUACGCCGUGCGCCAGGUACUCGACCAGGAGCUGCAAAAGACGAAGCUCCAGCGCGAGCGGCAGGCGGCGCAGGCGCGGUUCCACGCCGGCGACGAUGCGGCGCUCGCCCUCAGGGACAAGAAGAACGCGGUCGCGACGCCGGCGAAGGGGCUGCCGGUGCUGCCGGCGCUCAGCGGGGUCAAGAAGGACUUCUUCGGGCGCAUCAUCCCGACGAACGUGGCGCUCCGCGAGACUGACGGGAACGGCAGGCCCGGGAGCAGCGCCCGCGCCGACGAGGGAAAGGCCGGGGCCAAGGUAUGGGUCACGUUCCACGAGGGCUUGAACAAUGCGGUCCGGAAGCCGAUCACGCUCGACGAGCUCCUGAGAGGAUUGUGAAUCGGGGCGGGCGUGCGCGUAAGGGCCGCGCAGGAUGUCUUUUACGUUGACUCGACUGCCCACCUACGUCGAUAGCGUGGGUGCGGGUGAUCAACCGACGCAUGGUUGUAGAGUAAGGGAUGGGGGAGCACAUUGUACUUAUCAUGUCCACGGCGUCCUAGGUCGACGCAGGCGCAACAGUAUCUGCCCACGGGCGAUAAUAACGCAGACCCAUCGUUUCCCAUGAUAUAAUGAAGA
Durotheca rogersii is the source of this 3389-nucleotide messenger RNA. RefSeq lists its product as uncharacterized. Gene Ontology annotation, cellular component: nucleus. Gene Ontology annotation, molecular function: ATP hydrolysis activity; DNA binding; ATP binding. The transcript is spliced from 2 exons. Bases 234 to 3152 code for a protein of 972 amino acids. Lineage: Eukaryota; Fungi; Ascomycota; Sordariomycetes; Xylariales; Xylariaceae. The record is from RefSeq and is a predicted model, not a curated record.